AUGGCCUUGUGCCGGGCCCCUCCAGAUGCCUCGCCGACCGCGAGUCGGCCUCGAUGCCGGAGAAACACCGUUAUCGUCGAGCAUUGGCAGCAUCACAUGAAGGCGCGAAAAGUGGACCGCGCUCCCAUGCCGCUGUUGGCCACCGCCCGCUCACCUUGCCAGGCCGAGGACCCCACGGCACCAGCCCUCAGGUCACCACCCACGCGCCCCUGCAAGAGUCCUGCUGCUCCCCUCCUGCACACCAAGCUGGAUGUGAAGGCUCCAGCAUGUAUAAACCUCCUCGGCGCCUUCGUGAGACGCCCGGCCACCACCGAGGAAUCGCCUGAGGCCUGA
Messenger RNA from Mytilinidion resinicola, 333 nucleotides. RefSeq lists its product as uncharacterized. Bases 1 to 333 code for a protein of 110 amino acids. The record is from RefSeq and is a predicted model, not a curated record. The transcript has a single exon. NCBI's taxonomy places the organism in Eukaryota, Fungi, Ascomycota, Dothideomycetes, Mytilinidiales, Mytilinidiaceae.